Molecule: messenger RNA, 1964 nt
Organism: Contarinia nasturtii (swede midge)
Lineage: Eukaryota; Metazoa; Arthropoda; Insecta; Diptera; Cecidomyiidae
Product: G-protein coupled receptor Mth2-like
Exons: 7
Coding region: 1-1512 (503 amino acids)
Biological process (GO): cell surface receptor signaling pathway
Cellular component (GO): membrane
Molecular function (GO): G protein-coupled receptor activity
Source: RefSeq, a predicted model, not a curated record
AUGACUUUAGAUAUUAGUAAAAUAGGAACUAACUUGGUGAAAGUGUUCAUUACUAUAUUAAUUAACGUAAACUGGUGUUGUUCACAAUUAAUUCGUCCUGAACUGCCGUGCGAUUUCUCCGAUUCAGUCAAUAUAACCGAUGGACUGCUCCAUCAAAAUAAAAGUAUUACAUUCAAUGGCAUUGAGUUUCCACGUGAUCACUAUGCCAAUAUUAGUUAUGUCUUGGAGAAUGAAGUAGAACUUAAGGUGAUUCCUUAUUUUCGGGGUUGUCCUUGUAUCGAUAAAUCGUGCAUUCGACUCUGCUGUCCACUUGGAACAUUUGUGGAAAAGGUGAAUCCAAACGAUGGAUCAAUGAUUUGCAGUAAAAAUGAAACGGUGAAAAACCUAACUGCCGAAGUAUUCGAUCAAAACAAUCAAAGCACAAUCCUCAAUUUGGAUCAACAUUUCGGAUAUGUCGAUAGAAUAUGUAAACUCCACCACUUUGUCGACAACUUCAAAAUAACUCAUACUGGAAAUAUUUUGUAUGGAAACCAAUUGUACAGUCAUCAUGAAUACUGUCUCCAUACGAUAUCCAAAAAUGCAAAUGAAGUGACAUUAGUGGCAGGCAUUUGUAUGGGCAAACCCGAUCCGCUGCAUCCAAGAUUCUCCAUUCUACCUUACACCAUGAUGACAUCGGUUGUAUUCCUGAUAAUCACAAUUUUCUUACACGUAUACGUACUGGAGCUGCGCAAUUUAUUCAGUAAAAGUUUCAUCUGUUAUUUGAUAUCUCUGAUAAUGUUCUUCGUUGUUUUUGCUUUGGUUCAAUGGAAUGGUGCAAACUAUGUGGAGCCGUACAUUCGUAAAAUAUCCGCAACUAUCAUUUACUUUUCGUUUUUGUCAACUUUUUUGUGGUUAAACGUCAUUAGUUUUGAUAUAUGGAUGAAUUUUUGUCAAUAUCGCGGGAAGAUUUUGGAGAAGAAUCAACACCGCUUAAAUAUGUUGUAUGCUUGGGGUUUGGCGCUAUUUUUUACAAUUAUUUGUCACGUAUGUGAUGCCAUUGAAUCGAUUCCAUUUGAAUUGAAGCCAGGAAUGGGCUUUAAUACGGGAUUUUUGAAAGAGGAGCCAAUUUCGAAAUUCAUUUACUACUACUUUCCGCUGUGCAUCAUCAUCACGGUGAAUAUUGUAUUUUUUGGGUUGACGGCGAUGGAAAUUCGACAGUCCAAUCAAAUGAUGGUGAACGUAAAUAAUGAUAGCAUUCACUUCAAUAGAAAGAGAGACAGUUUCAUAAUGUAUUUGCGUUUGUUUAUCGUAAUGGGUGUGCUGUUAGGCAUGGAAGCGGCUACUGUCAUUGAUCCGGAUCAUUUAUUUUUCCUUGUAAUGGAUAUUUGCAAUACCCUUCAGGGAGUUAUUAUAUUUGUAUUGUUUGUGCUGAAAAAAAGUGUAUUACGUUCGAUUAAAACCAAAUUGGCGGGGAAUUUAAAAAAUCAGAAAAAUCAUCAAUCUAAUCUUACAAUGGAAUCAAGAUCAAUGUGAAUCGAUACAGUUCUCGUACAAUUAUCAUCAAUCAUAAAAAUUCCAAAAAUAUUAGGGAGUUUUAUUUUCGUCAGGUUACCUAAAACCGGACAGUCCAUAUAUCUAUUGAAAAAUAUUAAACAGUAUUGGUUUAGAUCACGACCACGUUAAUGGUCCUCUUCGAAAUACGAAAAGAUCUCUUAAUAAAGUCUGAUGAUUCAUUUAAACUAGACAUUCAACAUUGCCUUAAAUCGACAUUUUAACGAAUACACGAGUGUAUGGAGAAGUCGCAUGUUUUCUUUCACUAUUUUGUGCCAGCAUCAUGCGAAAUUCUACAAAAAACGUUGGGAUGUUGAUAUAUACAGUUUCACACUUAGCAGCCUAUUAGAAACUGUUUCCAGUAUAUUUAUCAAAAUUGUUUAAUUGAAAAAAUAAACGAAUUCUGUUCAAUUUCAACGAAUAUUUAUUGAUGC